Molecule: messenger RNA, 1098 nt
Organism: Fraxinus pennsylvanica
Lineage: Eukaryota; Viridiplantae; Streptophyta; Magnoliopsida; Lamiales; Oleaceae
Source: the annotation of a GenBank genome assembly
AUGGCAAUAGCCGCCGCCAUAACGCUGCCGCUCACCACCGUUUACCGACGCUCCAUUUUCUGUUCUUCGUUCAGUUCCCUCCGAUGCUCUUCUUCGUUUGUCCUUCAGUCAGGCAUUCACCAAACGCUUACAAUUUCCGCUGUUCGAAAACCUAAUUCCGGCAUUUUUGCUUCAAUGAGCAUCGAGGCUCCUGAGAAAUUUUCUCCCGAUUCAUUUCUCGAUCGUAGAGAAAGUGGUGUUCUUCACUUUGUCAAGUAUCACGGACUCGGAAAUGAUUUCAUAUUGGUUGAUAAUCGAGAUUCAGUGGAGCCUAAAAUUACCCCAGAUCAAGCUGUGAAAUUAUGUGACAGAAACUUUGGCAUUGGAGCUGACGGAGUGAUAUUUGCAUUGCCUGGCAUCAAUGGCACGGAUUAUACGAUGAGAAUAUUUAAUUCUGAUGGUAGUGAGCCUGAGAUGUGUGGCAAUGGUGUUCGAUGUUUCGCUAGAUUCAUAGCAGAACUUGAAAAUUUACAAGGAAAGCAGAGCUUCACUGUGCAUACAGGUGCUGGUUUAAUUGUUCCUGAAAUUCAAGAAGAUGGAAAGGUUAGAGUUGAUAUGGGAGAGCCGAUUCUGAAGGCAUCUGAUGUUCCUACUAAAUUACCUGCAAAUAAAGAUCAAUCAGUUGUUAGGUCAAAAUUAGAUGUAGAUGGAAUAACCUGGAAUGUUACAUGUGUUAGCAUGGGAAAUCCACACUGCAUCACUUUUGGUACAGAAGUUAGCCAGGAUUUGCAAGUUGAUGGACUAAAUUUAGCAGAAAUUGGACCAAAAUUUGAACACCAUGUGAUGUUCCCUGCCCGAACAAACACAGAAUUUGUUCAAGUCCUCUCUCCAGAGCACCUCAAAAUGCGGGUUUGGGAGCGAGGGGCAGGUGCAACACUAGCCUGUGGAACUGGAGCUUGUGCUACAGUUGUUGCUGCUGUGCUCGAGGGUCGAGCUGGGAGGAGUUGUACUGUCGAUUUGCCUGGAGGACCAUUGGACAUUGAAUGGAGAGAAGAUGACAACCACAUUUACAUGACAGGCCCAGCAGAAGUAGUAUUUUAUGGAUCAAUUCCACUCUAA